UAUAAAAAGAUAUAGAUGUUUAUAAUUGACCUGUUUUUUGUUUUAUGCAGUGAUACGGAUUCUGAUAGUUCAUCUUCUGUCUCUUCAUGUUCUCUUUCAACUGAAUCUGCUGAAAGUGGUGGUCAUCAAAAUGGAAAGGAUAACACAUCCUACCAUGUUAAAAAAAAGGAUGAAUUGCCUCUUGAGCAGGAACUACCUACUGUGGAAGAUUUGACAAUAGUUCUUCCUGAGGAUGUUGAGCUAAAACCCUUUGGGACAGUUUCAAGCAUUCUUGAGCAGCUGGUAAUAAUUGAAUCUCUGAAAGGCCUACCUGCAGUAAAUGAGGAAAGCAUCAUUUUUAAAGCAGAUCGGCAUGCAGCAGGCAAGGUAUUUGAGAUAUUUGGUCCUGUUUUGCAUCCCUUCUAUGUGUUACAGUUUAACAGCCCUGAGCAUAUUGAAGCAAAAGGUAUUCAUAUCAAAGAUACCGUGUAUUUUGCACCGUCAGUGGAGGAUUUCACGCAGUAUAUUUUCACAGAGAAACUAAAACAGGUGAAAGGUUCUGAUGCAUCAUGGAAGAAUGACCAAGAACCACCACCUGAGGCCUUAGAUUUCAGUGAUGAUGAAAUGGAGAGACAGGCAAAACAGAAGAAAAAGAAACCUCAGAAUCAAGAAAGAAAGAAACCCAGAUCAGAAAUGAAUGAAUCAAGCAAGAGUAAUGGAGUUCAGAAUCAACCUGUGCAACAGCCUACUUCAAAUUAUUCAAGAGGAUAUUGUGGCAGAGAAUUUAACUCUGGCUUCUCAAGGGAUAGAUUUACUCAUCCAUCUGUUCAUCCGAGCUUUUCAAGACCACAGCUAAGACCUCCACACUCGUACUCUUCAGAUCACAGGAUACACCAAGAAUCUGCAAUGUUUCCACAGCCUCUCAGACACGGAAAUCCUAUGAUGCCACAAUAUCCCUUUCCUCCUCCAGGAUUUGGACCUGUUGGUAAUGAGAUGCAUCACUUUCCACCCCCAAAUCUAAACAUGACGUGGACAAGGCCCAGUCUGCUCUCUAAUCUGUAUAAUCCACCAUUCCUAUUCCCGCCGCCGCCGCCGCCACCACCACCACCACCACCACCUGCUUCUUCAAAUGGUCAGUUUGAAACUCAUAAGUAUUUUCAUGACUGAGUACAGUGAGCUGCAUAUACUGGAAACCAUGUCUUUCCAUCCAGAAACACAUUUAUAAGUAAAAGAACAGAACAAAUCUGAAGUUCUAAUGCUAAAUAGGUACAACCUUCUGCAGCGAUAUCAAACAUGCAAAGACUGCCUUUUUUGAUAAACCCAUCUUUAAAAAAACUGAAAUAUACUGAAUGCUGAUUUAACUUGAUAAUGUGUAGUGUUUGAAGUAUCCCAAGUAUUAAUAAACAUUAUUUUUACUUUG
Messenger RNA from Pelodiscus sinensis (Chinese soft-shelled turtle), 1399 nucleotides. The record is from RefSeq and is a predicted model, not a curated record. Lineage: Eukaryota; Metazoa; Chordata; Testudines; Trionychidae.